Molecule: messenger RNA, 2337 nt
Organism: Didymodactylos carnosus
Lineage: Eukaryota; Metazoa; Rotifera; Eurotatoria; Philodinida; Philodinidae
Source: the annotation of a GenBank genome assembly
AUGUAUAAAGUCGAUAAUUUUCAUACAUAUGGACUCACACCGCUUGAUCUUGUCUUACCCAUUUCUUCUUACAAUACCGACAAACGUAUUUUUUCUGAUAUUAAAUCAGAAAUUAUAGACAAUGUAGAUAAUGAAAACUCGCCACAAGCACGUACAAAAACUUUUUUAAAAACUGCCAGACAAUUGGUAGAUGAAAAUAAAUUUAACACAAGUUUAGCAUUUACAAAUAAUUUAUUAAAUUCACAUCGUUCUAAAGUCGAAAUAUUACGUUCAAAUUCUCCAACAUUGAAACGUCUAAUAGCUGUUCGAACAAAAUUAGAAAAAUAUCUUGGUUCAUCGGUAAUAAGAACUGUCUCGGCCACAAAACGAGAAAAAUCAAUUGAUACACCAGUUAUCAAUACACAUAUGACCACUGCAACAUUAAUUCAACCUAAAAGUUCAAACAUUAUUUCUCAACCGAAACAAUCACAAUCACAAUCACAAUCACAAACAACUUCAUCGAAAACACCAUUGGAUAAGAUAACAUACGAAAAUAUAUCCUACGGUGGAAAUGAUGUAAUGAAAAAAUGUUCAUUAGAAAUUUGGUUGCCAAAAGCAGAAUAUUCACCAGAUUGUCAAUCAAGUAGAGCAUCAACGGCCAAAGAAAGUCAUAGUUCAUCGUUGAUGAAAAAAUCAAAAAUACCAUCAAUUACUACUAUUAAAAGUCGUCGACAAAGUAUUGGAACAAUAGCAAUUGAUGAUGAUAAAAGAGAAAAUCAAAGUGAACUAUCAUCAAAAAGUCAUAAACAUAUCAAAUUUAUUCGAUCGAAUAAUGAUGGUGAAAAUAAAAGCAAUAAUGAAAUAUCAGAUAAAAAUACAAAUGAUAAUAAUGAACCAUUUAUUCCUACACAAUCAAAAAAUGAACCGCCAAAAAUACUGCGAACAUCUUAUUAUGAUAAACUUGAAUCAAAUGAUGUUGAAGAUGAGACUGAUAUAAAUAAAUUGGGAAAAACUGUAAGUCAUUUUGCUCGAAAACGUACAUCAUUUCAGCCGAUAUUAAGUACAAAUACAUCUGUUGUCAACAGCACUGUCAGUGAUAAUCAACAUGAAAAUGUGGCACAAUCAAACGUUAAAAAUACAUUAAAACAACAACAACAGACAGUUCCAACGCCAAACAACGCGUUUAUCCUAAAUGAAUUAAUGAGGAAAUAUACAUUGAUCAAAAAAGCUCAGUAUGAAACGGAUCAACUGCACUCUGAUUCAAAGGAUUUAAGCAGCGAAAAUAUACAUAAUUCUGAUAUGAAGACAAAUACUUCAUGUGAACAAACGACGAAAGUUUCCGUUAAACGUCUAGUAGUUGAUUUACCGAUAACGUCAACAAAAACUGUAGAUAAGCGAAAACUUCUUGAAAGACGUCCAUCCAGACAAACUUUAAAUGUCGAAAGCAGCAUGGAUACCAGUUAUGAGUAUCAAAUAAAAAAUAUAACACAUCGUGCCGUCAGUAAUCCACGAUCGGUAUCUGCUUCAGGUAGCGAUUUAAACAUGUUAACUGGAAAACCUAUUGUUUCACAGCGAAAUAAAGCAUUAGACAUUGUCAAAUCAUCCAAGAUAAAAAAUGAAAUUCAAAAGACCAAUUUACCAAUAGUAACAGAUGAUGUUUCAAAAACCGUGAGUCGGACACCGGGGAUUGUUUCUGUUCCACAGAUACUUAUGACAAAACCAAUGGUUCCCGCUGUAUAUCAGAGAAGUAAAACACUUGACAUAACUAAAACAUCGAAAUUGAUGAAAAAUAUUGCUAUGUAUGAACUUGAUGAAGAUGAGGAUACACUGAAUGAUACAAGAGAUACGAAUGAAAAUACUAACGCUGACAGUAGACAUGAUAUGACAAUUAACGCAAAUAGUGAACUCAAUGAGACGAUGAGUCAGAAAAAUCUUCCCACUGAAACACAAACUCAAUUAGCUACAUCGGCAAAAGCAACGAGACCGGAAAGUUCAACGAACACGUACAGUCAAAGUCCAAAUUUAUAUGGACCAAUUAUUCCAAAUAUGUUUCAAAGAGCUACUCCUAAUAGUAUAAAUAACAGUAGAACUGAUACUGUUAUAAAUAAAAUAACUGUUGAAGAGCCAAGAAUAUAUUCCGAUAACAAACGUCCGCUCAUCGCUCUUCGUCCAGACAUUUCAGAUAAAAUGCCAUCGAAAUCCUCAUCACCAACUGUUCAACUUGUACAGUAUCAUAAUCCGGUUACAAAUUAUCAUUCUGGACAAUUGACAAAUUCAGAAAAAGUAGUUGUACAUUUAAAGUAUAGCACAGGAAAAACAUGGUCAAAACAGGGUUUUGUGCCAUCUCCAUCUCCGUAA